Eleginops maclovinus (Patagonian blennie) is the source of this 3162-nucleotide messenger RNA. RefSeq names its product NLR family, CARD domain containing 3-like 1 (gene nlrc3l1). The transcript is spliced from 7 exons. Gene Ontology annotation, biological process: intracellular signal transduction. The coding region runs from base 188 to 2461 and encodes 757 amino acids. NCBI's taxonomy places the organism in Eukaryota, Metazoa, Chordata, Actinopteri, Perciformes, Eleginopidae. The record is from RefSeq and is a predicted model, not a curated record.
GUCUGCUUUGUAAUGUUUUUCUACUCACGCGAUAGUUCAGGCGAGAAGAAGAGAACUUUAGACUUCCUGAUUGUUCAACUGUACCAAAGGUACAGACACAUUACUCUCCUGAUACCAACCCUGGGAAACAAAUAGUGAUCCCUGUAUGUGCUCGUGAUGUCAGUCGUUGGCUGACCCUUUCUAUGACAUGAUGGACAAUAGUCAUUUCGAGCCGAUGGUCUCGUUGUCAGACAGUGCUUCCAUCGGGGAGGCAGUGUCUGGUAGAGAGCAGAGUGAGCCUUAUGAGGAUGACGACCUCUUCUACAUCCCUGAGAGAAGACCUUCACUCCAACUGGAACAGAGUCUAAUGGACACCAGCCACUGGCAUUAUGUAGAGCAGGCCUUUCCUCCAGCUCUGAGCUACGGAUCAAUGACCAGUGAAGAGAACUUAAGCAACAUGGACGACGAAGAAGGAUCCUCAACAAGGGUCCAGCUGAAAAGAGCAGAGUCUUACUCCAGCUGCUACUCAUUGGACAGCGACGAUUGUGAAAAGUUAAUUCCCAAGGUGAGAGAUGAAACCGCCACAGAGCUUUCUGACACACUUGAGUUAAUACAAGACCCAAAUGAGUUCAGGCAUCCUGCUCUGACCGUGGCAUUCACUUUCAAGGCUAUUUGUAUAACCCUUCUGGAGCUGUCCGAAGACAACCUCAUGAACUUCAAGAUACUUCUUUGGAAGCGUUACCCACAGUCAUUUAGCACUCCUCCCCAAAGCGUGGACUUGGUGGACCUUGUGGACCGGUUGCUGGAGUGUUACAACCUGGAGGUAUCACUGCAGAUCACCAAAACCCUUCUUGAGGCUCUUAUGCAAAGAAGGCUGGUGAAACUCCUCCAGUCUUUGUGCAUCAGAAAUGAAGUACGUUACGAGUUGAGCAAGACUCUGAAGAAGACAUACGGAGAAAUAGAGGAUGAUUCAGCCGGGCAGGGAGAGAGAAGACCUUUUGACCAUAUCUUCACUGAUCUGGACAUUACCUCGACCUGUAAUAAUGGCCCAAAUAUUGAACAUGAGGUCAGGACCAUAGCCAGACUGGACACCAACAGUAAACCAGGGGAAAAGCUUUCUACUAAGGAUAUCUUAAGCACUGAAAGGCUGGAGGAAACCAACGUAAAGCUUGUGCUGAUCACAGGAGUUGCAGGGUCAGGGAAGUCUAUGGCGGUCAGAAAGUUAAUCCUCGAUUGGAUUGAAGGGCGGUCCCACCAACAUGUGUCCUUUAUAUUUCCUUUGCCAUUCAGAGAACUCCACAAGUUCAAGGAUUCUGAGGUCUCGCUGUUGCAAAUAAUACAAACACUCUACCCGGAAACCAAAAACCUGAGGGAUCAGGAUUAUACCGGCGAUAACUGCAAAGUGAUGUUUAUCUUUGACGGUCUUGAUGAGUACAAAGAGCAUUUUGACUUUCAAGACACUUCGAUUCUCUCUGACCACACAGAGGUCACCACCCUGGAUGUGAUCGUGGUCAAUCUGCUCAGAGCGAGGCUGCUGUACCGCGGCAUAUACCUGGUCUUUUCCCGGCCGAGAUUAGAGGGCUGCAUUCCUUAUGAUACCCCUCAUGAUGAAAUUGAAGUACGUGGUUUCAGUGACCCUGAAAAGGACAACUACUUCAGAAAAAGAUUUCAGAACCCAGAUCAAGGAGCUCGAGUUAUUGCAUAUAUCAACUCCUCCAAAACCCUCCGCAUAAUGUGCCACCUGCCUUUGUUUUGCUCCCUGUUGGCUGAUGAGUACCAGCACAUAUUUAGGGAACAUGGAAUACAGGCCCAGCUGCCCAGAAGCAUCACCUACAUGUACACAAAGCUCCUGUUUGCACUCACGGGUCAGCGCCGCAUAUUAAGAGCUUCCCCUUGGGGCCCAGAUAAAGAGGGAGACUUCCUCAUGAUACUUGGAAAGUUGGCCUUCAACAUGCUGGAAAAAGGCACGUUCCAGCUAAGCAGGUACGAAUGGGAAGGUCUUGAACUGGACAAUGAGGAGGCAGUGACUAACAGCGGCCUAUGCACGGUGUAUGUGAUAAAGCCUCACAUCUUUUGUCAGGAGAAAGUCUUCAGCUUUAUCCAUCCCACCAUGCAGGAGUACCUGGCUGCCCUUUAUGUGUUCCUCUCUUUUAGAAACCAGGGGAAGAACUUGUUUGAGCCGCCGUUGAAAGAAAAGUUCAAGGGGAUGUUCAAAGGGCAGAAGCCAAUGGAGCUGUACAGGAGCGCUGUGGACAAAAGCCUGCAGUGCGACGAUGGCAAGCUGGACAUUUUCCUCCGUUUCCUGCUCGGAACAACUCUUAAGUCCAACCUGGACCUUCUCCAACCUUUCUGCACACCUUCUCCAAAGUGGCAGGCAGUCGCUGAGGAAGCUGCUGCCUUCAUCAGGAAGAGGAUCAAAGAAAAUCAGCACCCGAACAGGAUAGGCAACUUGAGUUGCUGCCUGGAGGAGCUGGGUGUGUGACACUCAAAGGCAGCAUCGGGAUGGAAAACAGUUAAAGACAUGUGCCACCCGCCUGCCUCUCUCCCAGUCAAACAGAGUAUGCACUAAUGGAGCUUAAAAAGCAUAGUCACUCAUGAUUUAAUGUGUACAAAAAUGUAUUUAGGAAAAGAAAAAUGACAACAAAUGUACGGUGUUGCAGCAGUGGUCACGAGUGUUUGUUUUUUUAAAUGCCUUGAUUUCAUUCUCUUAAUCUGAAGCCACUUCUGAAUUCAUUUAAGAAGGGUGGAUGAUAAGGGGCCUUAUUUUUUACAUUUCUUGUUUUCUAGUUUUUAUUGACGUUACAGCGACGUGUUGCUGGCUUAGUCUUGAGGUGGCUUUUUUAACUGCAUUAUAAACACUAUAUCAUCACUGUCACUGUUAACCUGAGGACUAACUGAUCAAUACAAUUCAUAAAAGGAAAAAGUGAGUUAUUUUGCUCUUUUUUAAGUUUGGUUGAUCCAUUUGUAUUGCUUAUUGGCAGCUUAAAUUGGUGUUUUAGUAUGAAAUCAUUAAUCACAUUGAAGAGCUGAAGUAAAAAGCAUCUGUGCUAUCAUUUAGUUCCUCUUAUCACUACCAAAUAUGAAGUGUUGAUCUCAGUGUAUGUUUUGAACAGUGAUACCCAUCGCUAAGAAAGUUAUCUGUUUGAAAUAAUUGCUAAAAUAAACAAUGCAUUACUAAAGAAA